AUGUGGGAUGAGUUUCAGUGGGAUGACUCUAUGUGGGAUGAUUUCUCUCUGAUUGAGGAGGAGUUUACCGACAAUGAUAGCACGCUAGAUGAGGAUGAGAGCAAGAGUGCAGAAAUAUUUUCAGGACGAGUGCCACAUAAUGCUUCUGAUCCCGAAAGUGCCGACUCCUUGAUUGCAUCUCAACUGGCAAAGAUGUCAGUCGCUGAUCGAGAAAAGGUGUAUAUGGAUGUCCAUGGGAUACCAGACGACUGUAUAGCUGAAACUCCAGAACUGAUUGACAACAGUUUGUUGAGAUUGCAACGUGAAAUCAAUAUUUUACCUGACAAGAAAGCGUACAGCAUUGCUGAACGAAUAAAUCCAAAAUAUGCCCAGGAUAGAGACUUUCGACUUGCGUUUCUCCGAUGCGAGAAGUUUGAUUGUCACAAGGCGGCGCUUCGACUUGUCCGACACUUCCACAUGAAAUUGGACUUGUUUGGUCAGGAUAAGCUUACAAAGGACAUUACUCAAGAUGAUUUGGACAUGGACGACAUGGAAUGUCUCUAUAUUUCUAAUGGAAGAUUCUUGAAUGCGUAUGACAAAGCGGGAAGAGUUAUCAAUGUGGUUGUUCAAGUGCCGAAAACGUACAGGACCGACACAUGUCUUCGAAAGGCCUUUUAUAACUUCAUGACAGUGUGUCGUGACGUCGAGAAACAACGACGUGGCUUUGUCGCUGUCAGUAUCCACCAGGAUGAAAUUAAGGGCGGUAGUUCGGAUAAUGCUGACCUAAUCUGGAAGUUGCCAAAGCUCAAUGAAGGAGUUCCCUUGUGUCUUUCGGCUAUUCAUCUAUGUUACACUGACAAAGCAUGGGAAGGUCUUCUUGCAGUGAUCAAGACUGCACUCAGCAAACCAAACCAAGUUAGAUGUAGGGUGCAUCGUGGCUCGAUCCUCGAAUGCUUUGAAGAAUUACGUGGACAUGGAAUCGACCCAUCUUGCAUACCUGUGAACAACAAAGGCGAGAUUACUGACCUUGUUAAAGAUCGCAAGAGAAUCGAACAACAACGGCGGAAUGAGCGCUUGAAGUAUCCUACUCCUAGUUCGAUUGCUGUUCCAUUUUGCGAGGACGUUUUGUUGGGCAAGGGUACCCCAUUUCAGAUUCACCAUGGCAACAAAAAACUGCAACAGUUUGUAGCAGAUCGGUUCAAGAAGUACGAAAGGGCGCAAAAAGGGGCAAAGAAGGCUGUUGCCCAUGAAAUCGUUGAAGCGGUCAGGAGCAAUGGAGGCCUAUUUCUAAAGCAAGAUGGCAACAGGUGGGUUCCAGUCACCGAUGAUGUGGCGCUGUUGAAAGUGGGCGCUCUUUUCCGAUAUUUGCGGUUGAAGAGUGGAAAAAAGUAG
This is a messenger RNA of Cylindrotheca closterium, 1371 nucleotides long. The record is from the annotation of a GenBank genome assembly. Lineage: Eukaryota; Bacillariophyta; Bacillariophyceae; Bacillariales; Bacillariaceae.